Nerophis ophidion (straightnose pipefish) is the source of this 1877-nucleotide messenger RNA. RefSeq names its product transcription factor E2F5-like. Gene Ontology annotation, molecular function: DNA-binding transcription factor activity, RNA polymerase II-specific; RNA polymerase II cis-regulatory region sequence-specific DNA binding; protein dimerization activity. The transcript has 7 exons. NCBI's taxonomy places the organism in Eukaryota, Metazoa, Chordata, Actinopteri, Syngnathiformes, Syngnathidae. Gene Ontology annotation, cellular component: RNA polymerase II transcription regulator complex. Bases 230 to 1258 code for a protein of 342 amino acids. Gene Ontology annotation, biological process: regulation of transcription by RNA polymerase II. The record is from RefSeq and is a predicted model, not a curated record.
GGUUACCAUGGCAACCCGGUGAAGGCGGGGCCAUGGCCACACUGGAGGGCCACGUGGUUACCACGGCAACCCGAAACUAUCGUAAAGUUGGUUGUUAGGGAAGAAGAAGGUCCGACAGGUAGAGCCGCUGUCGUUGUCCUUUUUUUUUGAGAGGGGAGAGAAAACAGUUAAAUGGUCGAAAGAAAGGUGAAGUUUGACGUAGAAGACCUUCCCUUCCAUUGGCCUCAAGAUGGAGUUUGAGACGACGCCGGCUGGACGCUCGACGACGCCGAGCCGCCACGAGAAGAGUUUGGGGCUCCUCACCGUCAAGUUUGUGGGCCUGCUACAAGACGCCGAAGAUGGCCUCCUGGACUUGAAAGUGGCCGCAGACAGCUUGGCCGUGAGACAGAAAAGACGCAUAUACGACAUCACCAAUGUGCUGGAAGGAGUGGGGUUGAUUGAGAAGAAAAACAAAAAUGUCAUCCGUUGGAGGAGGGAGAACAAGCGGAGUCAGACCCAGGAAGUGCUUGAUCAGGUGAAGGUUCUGAAAGCCCAGAUCUCUGCGCUAGAGGCCCAAGAGAAAGAACUGGACAACCAGAAGAUGUGGCUUGAGGAGACUACUGAGUGCUUGAAACACGAUCCAGUCACCAGCAAUUAUAAAUUUGUGACGCAUGAGGACAUCUGCAAUGCUUUCCGCGGCAGCACUGUUCUGGCGGUUGUGGCUCCACCUGAGACUCAGCUGGAGGUGUUGUUGCCUCCAAAGACUGGUCAGACGAACUACCAGGUGAACCUACGCAGCAAGGUCGCACCCAUCAAGGUCUUGCUCAUCAACAGGGACUCGGACUGCACUCUGCCCGUGGUGUUCCCCGUGCCCCCCAGUGAUGAGCUCUACCACAUGCUGACCACACCCUGUCCAUCUCUCAGCCCUGACCGACGCCACUUCUGGACACCCGCGUACUCCUCCAGGUCCAGCACCACCACCUCCUGCAGCCAGGACUCACUCACCUCAGACCACCAGAUGGUGCUGCCAGAUCACGAUGACGUGUUGACGCCCUUGUCCUCCCCACCAGAUGGACACAUGGGGUGUCCCUAUCAGCCAGCCUCAGUCUGUGGGGUUGAGCAGAUGGACAUGUCUGGCCCAGAGUUCCAGUCUAUGCUGGACGUAAGCAGCCUGCUGAGGCACAACGCCAUGAAGGUGGACAAAGAAGACUACAGCUUCCACCUGGAUGACAACGAUGGUGUGUGUGACCUCUUUGACGUACAGAUGCUCAACUACUAAGCCCAGGGACCUCACCUUUUUUCUUGUGGCGUGGAUCAAGUAUACCUCCCCUUAUAGUUCACCGGCUCAGUAAGUUUUGUACUUCAGGGAUAUUUAUAAAGUGGUUGGGCCUCAAUUUAAAGUUUUGAAGAUUUUCCAGGUACAUGGCUACAACUAAGUGUCAUAGUUAGUUCUCAUAAGUGAGAACACAUCCUAUCUACUUCCUGCAGUCCCACAACAUCUUACAUGUUCUUCCAGACAAAGCAACUUGCCAAAAUACGAAACUGCGGCAGUAUUUUUUUUAUCCUACCGCAACUCAUAGUUGAAAUUGCUUACAUUGGCUAACCUUGUUUGCUUGAAAAAGUGCCUAAAAUUGUGUGCUACUGCCACUUUUUGUGUGUUUGUUUGUGUUUCUUAUGUUACAUAUUUGAAUAAUUAAUAAUCGUUUAAAACUAAUUUAUAAGAAACACAUCUUUGUUGUUGUUUGUGGAAUCUGGAGCCGGUUGCCUUAAUUGUAAUUUAUUUAAUCACAUUUCUGAUUCAAAGUAAUAGUCAAGUUGUGGAUUUUAUUUCAAAAAUUUUACACAUGCUUAUUUGCACUUUUUUUUAAGUUUUUCAAUAAAUAGGUGGAAUCCCAAAA